This is a messenger RNA of Cercopithifilaria johnstoni, 582 nucleotides long. NCBI's taxonomy places the organism in Eukaryota, Metazoa, Nematoda, Chromadorea, Rhabditida, Onchocercidae. The record is from the annotation of a GenBank genome assembly.
AUGGUAAAGUCACCGAAAACGUCAUCCAACAAAAAGUCAUUUUCGUCACUUAACAAAAAGUCAUCCAGCAAAAGUCCGCGAAGAAAGGAUUCCACUGUGGCGCGAGGUCAGUCCCGGAAAACGUCACGUUCUAGUAGUCGUAGCCGCAGUAUUCAUAGUACACCUCGUUCACGUUCCAGUUCCCGCGGUCGUGGUUCAUUUUCGAGAAAGAAAACAAUUUCCCCAGUGGUGAAGAAAUUCGACGACUCAGCAGUGAAAAAAAUUGUCCCUUUAUACUAUAGUCCCAAAAAUAAUUCGAGUUACAAAACGUUUCCAUUUACGGAUAAGGGCAUACAACGACCUGUUCCGACAAUGCGUUUACUGCAACCGAUGAAUGUGAACAACUUGAAGAUCAAAGGAGUAAAGCUUAAGCGACGUCUUUAUGCUCAUUGCAAGCGAUUGUCGCGUUUCUAUAUCAUCACGGCAGUCCUUGUAUUAAUCGGGCUGGGAAUCUUCUACACUGGUUAUACCAUAGAUCAGAUGGCGAAAUACGCUCGUAAACAUAUCGAUUUUGUUACAACAUAUGUGAAAAAACGUGAUUGA